AGCAGAUGAGUGUUUCUCAAUAAGAACAGGGCCCCAUCCCACCUGUACCGGAGUCUAGAAAAAUGUUUGUCUUCCUAUGUACCAGUGUUGAAAAGUUCAAGACAAGUAAAUAGUCAGGACGUCGCGCGACACGGCAGCAUUCCCCCCAAGCAUCCCUCCGCGUUUUGCCAGGACGCUACCGCCGGCUGGCUCUGCCUCGAUUGCAAAAAAAUCUUCACAACAAGUUCGUCUGCUUUACCUCUAGGACAUUCUGCGGUGAUUCGCUGAAGUAUCUUCGUUUGCAGUUGUUAGAAGUAACUUGGUUGUUUCUAGAAUCCAAGAGGAGAAGCCUUGAAGUCAUUCUGGGAUUGGGUUGUCUUGGCGGAACCUCCAGAUGACACAGGUCUUGGCAGAACUGGAGACAUUGAGGCUCAAAGCUAGCCGUAAAGACACUUACUCACUGCCGACAUUUCCGAGUAUUUUCAAUGCAGGAUCUCGCUUUCGGGAGGUAAAUCCGUGAUUUGGAGUGUACAACUGUGUGUCUCUUAUUGGCAAAGGGCAAGUUAACUCUCGAAAGAGCAGCGGCACCCAUAUAGCACGUGGCUUGUCAGGCGGGUCGUACCUUCGCUCUCGGGCUUUUCAUUUGUCGAGUGGGGGAUCCUCUUUUUAAAUUAUUGAGCGCCUUGAUUCGGAUCUUUGAAUCCUCCGUCGCAGGAGGCCGUUGCGGGAAUCACCGCGUGUCCUCCCGUGGCCGGGAAGUCCUUCCUCUUCCACGCCCUUUCGGAUGCCCAACAUGGAUGCCACUUACACUUCGCGCAACUUCGGCAACUUUGGCCAUGGAAUCUCCAUGCCGUUCAACCAACAGCAAAUCCGGUAUUGCUCUUCUUCUGUGAAAGAUCCUAGCGUUACCAAUGAUAGCCACCCCUCCGCUGCCCUUCUUGAAGCUGGGGAAGUUUGUUCAGGGAGAACCGAAGUGUCUACCCGGAUCCGCAAGACCGCUUACUCACAAAAUGGUCCCCGAGUAACAGAAUAUGAGGAACAGAAUUACCGCGCUGAGAUGAAGGCAAGAUGCCGUUCUCUAUCCGCGGAUCCCGCGGCUGUCUUUGAGCAAAUCAGGCAGGCUACACGCGUGUGGGUAACGAUAGCGGCAUGUCUCCUCCUCCUGUUCGUGGCGGGGUCGACUGCGUGGCAUUGGAACUGGAGCUCCUCCCCAGUCCCCGCCUCAGAGGCACCGAUUUCAGGGAGAUCCUCCAGCUAUGGUGGCGAGGCUUAUCCCGAUGCACGAAACAUCGGACCUCGUACAGCACCCCGUAAUUCCGGGCGCGGUACCGUCACCCACUCGGCCCUUCACGCAGCUCUGGAAAAGCGUAUUCACCUUCGUCAGGAAGAGCCUCACUAUGUGCAUCAUGAGAAAGAAGAGUUCGAAGAAGACAUCAUGAAACAGCAUCCUGAUGAUCACUCAUUUGUUGAUAUUUGGGAUGGCGAUGAGCAUGAUGACCUACAUUUAUCUCGAGGUGUACCAGGGCUUCAAACGCCGCUGUAUCGUCUCCCAUUCGUUGAAGGCCAACACAACGAGACGCACGCUGUUGGAGUCCACACGAGUGCUCUCGACGUCCCAAAACGUCUCUUGGUCGAUGGUGGCCAACAUCUGCAAAAGGUGAUUGGAGGCGACUACGAUAUGCUGGUUACUCGAGAUGGCCGUCCAAAGCCUCUUCUUGUCCACGGCAGGCUUGUGUGGAAGAAGUGGGCCGAGACGACGGUUGCGGGCAGGCCUCCCGAGGCGAUGUUCCUGUUCUACGACCACACGCACCACACAUGGGUGUUUAAUCGCGAUCUGAACUUCAAAAGGCCUGUACCGGUUGCAUUUCUUCCGCACGGCGCGCUACUGCCUGUGAUACGGCAGAAAUCGCAUGGGUCAAGCGUCGCAACCACCGACACUACAGACACAGCGACUAUGUCGACAAGAACACGGCUUUUGGAAUAUCUGAAACAUGGCGUGCCGAAGGGAGUUCACUGGGUAGUCCGUGGAAUUCCAGGAGAUACGGGAAGCGGUGGGACAUGGAGUGGAGGGCCGACCGUGGAUGCUACCAUUCGCGUGAGGGGGCAUCCAGAACAUACUGCGCCGGAAGAUUUUUUCGGGCUCUCGCUACAAAAAGUCUUUCACGUUCCGGAGGAAGGAUCGAACGACGUGGACGAGGAGGAUAAUGUUGAAGACGAUGAGUACCUCGAAGAGGAGGAUAGUCAUGAUCACGGAAUUCAUGGAGAAUACGAGGACGAAGAAGAAGAAGAACUGGAGAAGAUGUUUGUGCCAGAAGGUAUUCGCACCCGGCAGCAGUACUUGACUCACCCUCAAACGCACGUCUAUCACACCUUCGACGAGAUGCAUUCCAAUUUCGACCAUGAACAAAUUGUAGAAGAUCCCGUCGCAUAUUUGGAAGCUUCUGGUCACCCUGACGUUGACACAAUCGAACGCGAAAUUGGCGACGACACAACGGCCGUACCCCAUCCUCUUCGAUGACGGUGGAAGCUGAACCGUGUAUCCGGAUGCCCUUCGGAUGUAGUGAUCAGCAAGAGUUUGCUGAGUUUUCACUUGCAAGGUGUCUACUUGUCUGCAUGAUGCAUUGUGUGCAGCCGGAGGUUCAAGCGAUGGUGUAUUGAUUUUUACCCUGCGUCCCUUUCCUCCCGUUUCUCCAUGCUUCGGUGUUUGGUUGAUGUACAGAGGAAGUCAUGCGUGUUGGGAUGUCUAGCUCGUAGCCUCUCUCUUCAACGAAUGCACGAUUCGCUAUUAAAAUUCUGUUGUCUAGAGGUACGAGGAUGAUAUCCGUAAGUUUCGCAAACUUGGCAGCUACCGGUUCUGCAUACGCGAGCCACUACCGUCUUUGCAUCCCUGUUCGGUAACCGGUUUUAUUUGCACACCGAUCGCAGUAACAAAUGAACUUGCUCCGAGCUGUUUCGCUCGCUUCCCGAAGGAAUUGAUCGUCUGUCCAUUUGCAUCGUACAGCAUAACCCCCCCCCACCCACCCACAGCGCUUGGAUGUCUAGUUUAGUUUUAUAUCUACUUACUAUAGCCACUGCCUUCCUCGGAUAUGUACUACCAUGGGGACAAAUGUGUUUCUGGGGUGUUACAGUCAUUACAAAUCUCCUUUCUCCAAUACCAUAUGUGGUACCUUGGCUACUUGGAGGAUACUUCGUACCUGAUGUAACAUUAAGACGAUUCUUUGUAUUACAUAUUAUCUUGCAUUUUACUACCGGAUUGGUUCUAUGCUUAUACUAAACCAACAUUGUUAAUGACUACAGCUUCC
Messenger RNA from Toxoplasma gondii ME49, 3281 nucleotides. RefSeq lists its product as hypothetical. The record is from RefSeq and is a predicted model, not a curated record. Lineage: Eukaryota; Apicomplexa; Conoidasida; Eucoccidiorida; Sarcocystidae. The transcript is spliced from 4 exons. The coding region runs from base 764 to 2497 and encodes 577 amino acids.